AUGGCGAAGUCCGGGCUCCUGACGGUAACCAGGGGCCGCCGAGGCGGGAGGGUGCCUGUUGGCUGGUUCUUCUUGCCUUCCUUCCUGUCCGUCGGGCGGUCGGUCGCCGAGCACGGAGAGCGAGCCGGCCGGCUGACAGUGUCCGGGGGCCGGGCCUGCGGUGGCGGCGGGCGGCCGGGACAGCGCCCGGGCGAGGACUAA
This is a messenger RNA of Rangifer tarandus platyrhynchus (Svalbard reindeer), 201 nucleotides long. Lineage: Eukaryota; Metazoa; Chordata; Mammalia; Artiodactyla; Cervidae. The record is from the annotation of a GenBank genome assembly.